AUGGACACUCUUGAGAUCCACUCCAAGGAUUUCUUGAUAAAAUGGAUCAGUGCUCCUGAAAACUCAGUCAUUGACUGGCAGGUCAAACCGUUGAAGAAGUCCAUCAAUUUUGCCCUUUACCAGAAAAGGGACGAUGCCGACUCGCAACCUUCCUCCACGAGUGAUUUCGCUGAUAGCGCCGGCCUUUCCGACCUGACACCCACGAACGCGAGAUUAAGAGCCAACUCCACCGCCACCGUGAACCAGUUCACCAAGUCCAACGAUGUCUACAAGUCGAAAUCUCGAACAUCGACGUUGUCGACCAUUGGCGAGUCAAACUUGGACUUGAUCAAAAACUACCACAAGUUGGUGGCUAACGAAUUGGUCCAUGGCAAGUACGAAGCUCCCAAUGGCGGUAUGUUUGCAUUUGUCUUUGACAAUUCUUUUUCCAAGACGAUUGCCAAAUCCGUCGAGUUUUCAGCCGAGAUUCUUUUGGACAAGCCAGCUCCGCAGCAGCACGAGCAAUAUGUGUUUGACGGCACCCAAAAUGGCCACGAAGCAGCUCAACCGGGCAAAGUGUUGCAAAGUGUCAUGUUGAAAAAACGGAGAAAGAAGAUGCAGGGUUUUACGAAGCGUUACUUUGUGUUGAACUUUAAGAGAGGCACUUUGUCGUAUUUCCAAGUCAAUGACAACAAGUUGAGGGGCCAGAUGCCAAUUAAAGAUGCCAUCAUUUCGGCCAAUCAGCAUAGUCGUGAAUUUAUCAUCGACUCGGGAAUGGAAGUUUGGCAUUUGAAAACUGUUAAUGUUGCUGAUUUCAACGCAUGGGUGAAUGCCUUUAAUGCCGUCAAAAAGGAAGACGUUUCACCACAGGGUGAACCAACCUCGGGUUUAGGUGCUGGUGCUGGUGCUGCCACUGGAGCUGGUGCUGCUGCUGGCGGAGUUAGUGCUGCUGCCUUGGCAGUGAUUGCCCAGAAAUUGAGUAAAUUACAAGCAGAGAACCCAUCACCUUUAGUCGAUGAUAUAAACAGGGACAUGGAAACACUUUUGGCUAAAAGCAGAGGAGAAGCUCCAGCUUCCAAAUCGGCCGAUUCGCAAUCGAUCCACUCGAGUGAAUUCCACGAUGCAGAGGACCACUUUGACGAGGAUGGAGUUGUCUUUUUGGACGAUGGUGCCCUGCCAUCACAAGCAGAUGAAGUUGAAGAUCAAGUUGACGAAAACUCAUCUGACGACGAAGAGGAAGAUGACAAUAACUUUUAUGGCAAGGACGGCGCCUCUGCUGGUGCAGCAUUGGGAGCAGGAGUAGGAGUAGGAGCAAGUGCAGGUGCAGGUGCAGAUGCAGAUGCAGGUGCUGCCGCCCUUCAGGGUCAACCUCCCCAGGAUGGUGCUUCUACACCAGCAUCCACCGAAGACGACUUGUACCCAUUGCCCCACGCUGACGUUAAAAGAAACCCCGAUGUUCCAAUUUGCACGCAUACUCCUCCUUCAUUACUAAGCUUUGUUCGUAAAAACGUUGGUAAAGACUUGUCAACCAUUGCCAUGCCCGUGACGUAUAACGAACCAACCACUGUGUUGCAGAAGUUUGCCGAGAUGCUCGAGUACCCCGACAUUGCCACCAAUGCAUUGGGCUCCGACUUUCAAGACGAGUCAGGCGAAAAACUUUUGAGAAUUGCUGCUUUUGCAUUGAGUUCACUCUCGUCAUCGCGUGCCAAGGAGAGAAAUAAACGUAAACCAUUUACUCCAUUAUUGGGAGAAACAUAUGAGUUGGUGCGUGAAGAUCUCGGGUUCAGAUUAGUCUCGGAAAAAGUUAGUCAUAGACCACCGGUUUUCGCCUACCAUGUUGACACUGAAACUUGGACAAUGGAUUUUGCCGUUUCCCCAUCGCAAAAGUUUUGGGGUAAGCAAUCUGAAAUCACCACCAAAGGUGUGGUUGUCUUGAAGGACAAGGCCACAGGAGAAGAGUUUUCAUGGACUCAGGCUACGCAGAUGUUGAAGAAUAUCAUUGCUGGUGAGACUUAUGCCGAGCCAACUGGUAACGUCACCAUCAAGUCUUCCAAUGGGUACAAAGCCGUUGCCGAGUUUUCCAAAGGCGGUAUGUGGAGUGGUAGAUCCGAAGGCGUUGAGAUUAAAGUGUUUGACAACAAGAAGAAAGAAUUGCCAUAUACAGUGAGCGGUAACUGGACCGAGAAAUUCACCCUUAAAACCAGCUCGACUGAAAAGACCAUUUGGCAAGCUGGCGAAUUGUUGCCCAAUUAUCAAAAGAAGUACGGUUUCACUACAUUUGCGGGUACUUUGAAUAAAAUCACCGAGAUGGAACAAGGGCAAAUUCCUCCAACUGACUCUAGAAACAGACCAGAUUUGCAAGCUUAUGAAAAGGGAGAUGUGGACACUGCCGAAAACUUGAAAAACAAAUUGGAACAAGAUCAAAGAGUCAGAAGAAAGCAGACGGAAGAUGCUGGUCAACAGCACACUCCUGCAUUCUUCAAAUUUGCUGGCAAUGGGCCCGUCGAUGAGGGCAAGUGGGAGUUUAUCCAAGGUCCCGCAAGUUAUUGGAAUAGAAGAAAGAACCAAGACUGGAGUGGAUUGACUCCAUUAUGGUAA
This is a messenger RNA of Lodderomyces beijingensis, 2577 nucleotides long. NCBI's taxonomy places the organism in Eukaryota, Fungi, Ascomycota, Pichiomycetes, Serinales, Debaryomycetaceae. The record is from the annotation of a GenBank genome assembly.